AUAAAUAUUCUUUUAACCCGUGCUCUUGACUCUCUUGACCACCGCUGCCGUUGACAAUACCAUUUUGCGGAUCUGAGCUCAUGCAUAGCGAUUCUUGCCUGUCUGAGCACAAGCAGAGAUAUCGCAAUACGCCAAAAAGUAUGGCUUCCGAACUUAUAAUGCGUACUGCAUAAGAGCCACCAUUUCGGAGGCCUUGCGAGACCGGCCCAUGUGGCGUUUUUUUUGCACGUAGCUUAGGGAUCCCUUAGAUCCGUUUGUCCUGUUUAACAGGUUUAACCUGUUUAACUAACUCGAAAAAGCCAUUGCGCAACGCAUAAUUUACAUUUGAAGGAGCGUUCACUUAAAUAUCGUCGACAGCCUCCUUCCACUUCAUCUCCUUGAUUGAAACGAAACCAACUGCGCGAACGCUAGCGCGGUAAUCACAAUAGCUGAGAGUUCCGUGGGCCACAACACAUCAUUUAUAUGCACAACAGUCGCAUAUAAAAACCGGAGCACGCAGCUGGCGUUAAAGCGCUACGUUUUCUCUUCGGAGCCACGUAAAAUUCUGUCCACUUGGGAAGAAUGACUCCCCAUUGCCACGUUCGUAAAGUUGUCUACCCACGAAUAUUUUUAUUUGGGGACUCACUGACGCAGCGUUCCUUCUCUGAAGAAGGUUGCUGGGGGUCUCUUGUGGCCGAAGCGUUUGAAAGGCGGUGCGAUGUUGUGGUGCGCGGUUUCUCUGGCUACAACACACGCAUGUGCAAGUAUGUCCUACCCAGGAUUUUUGGUCCAGAGGAUGCAGGAAGUGUGGCCGCAUUUGUCAUAUUCCUUGGCUCAAAUGACUGUAGCGAACCUUCAGACCCUGGGAAGCACAAUGUGCCUUUGAAGGAGUACGUCUCUAACCUGGAAGAAAUGCUGCACCAUCUCAAGGUUUGUGGUGUACCCAUGAACAAAAUCAUCCUCGUGACGCCUCCUCCAUACUGCGAUGAAAAGUGGGUGGCUUGGUGCAAGGAAACCGGCAGGGAUCUUGCAAGGCGCAACCUAGAGACCAUCUCCGGAUAUGUGGACGCAGUUUCCAAACUCGGUGAGGAGCAGCACAUUGCCGUCAUCAACAUCUUUGUCGCGUUCCAACAGGAAGAGAACUGGCAGAGGUUGCUACUAGAUGGCCUGCACCUGUCAAAGCCUGGCUCACAGAAGCUUGCAAAAUGUUUGAUGCCUUUUCUUGACCAGGCUGUUGGUCCUGUUCCUGCAAUAUUUCCUGAUUGGAAAUGCAUUGACCUUGCAGAUCCUGAAAGUAGCAUAGCUUCCUGGGUUCCAGACAGAUGAAUCCUGUGGUUUACAUUUAUAUUAGGCGACCGAACAUCAGAUUCUGCACAACAUCUUGAUGUGUUUUUUUUUUAAAUAUUAUUGCUUGCAUUAAAAUGUUACUUGUUUACCUCA
Messenger RNA from Dermacentor albipictus, 1419 nucleotides. Its product is annotated as isoamyl acetate-hydrolyzing esterase 1 homolog. NCBI's taxonomy places the organism in Eukaryota, Metazoa, Arthropoda, Arachnida, Ixodida, Ixodidae. The record is from RefSeq and is a predicted model, not a curated record.